Saccostrea echinata is the source of this 1066-nucleotide messenger RNA. RefSeq names its product armadillo repeat-containing protein 1-like. The transcript is spliced from 9 exons. Bases 50 to 877 code for a protein of 275 amino acids. The record is from RefSeq and is a predicted model, not a curated record. Lineage: Eukaryota; Metazoa; Mollusca; Bivalvia; Ostreida; Ostreidae.
UUUGUGUACGACUUUGAAAGCUAUUUUGUCUCGGUGAGUAAAUGUCAGAAUGGCAUCUGCAGACACAGUUCUUGCAAUGAAAGGGAUGGCUGCUGAUCCUUUGAAGAGAAAACUUCUCUUGAAGGAUGCAACAUGUAUGGGUGGACUUAUUAUGGUGCUUUCCAAUCCAGAUUCAAAAAUUGUCGCUUCAGCACUAGAGACAUUAAUUUUGAUGGCAGAUACAAAUGACCAUAAGAAACUUCUGCGAGAUUUUAUAGGAAUGACCACACAACUGGAGACCAUCAUCAAUAGUAAGAAGAGUGACACAAGGGUCCAUAAUCUAGCUGAGAAGUUGUAUGUGAUGAUAACAGAAACCUGUGAAUUACAGACUCCACUGAAAGAUACCGGUAACUCCAGACCAACCUCCAGAAAAAGUAGCUCGAGCAAGAACAAAAGCUUGCAAGGCAGCAAGACGAGACAUAUUACACUGCAAAUCAGAGGUCUCCUAGAUAAGACUGACAGGGAUGUUUUAAUGAGACUCAUCUUACAAGUUAAGGGUGUAGUUAGUGUGACAUUUGACAUGAACAAGAAGCGAUGUUUUCUGCGAGCCAAACCAGAUGUUAAACCCGAGCCAAUUGUACAAGCUGUUGCAAAAUCCAUGACGAUGACAGCCCAACAGGUUGUGAAAGAUGAAUAUGGAGCUGAGGUUUUGGUAUCCUUUGGUGCCAACCCCCAGGAUCUGGACAAAGAGAACACCUCCCUCCCAGAUUACCUCCCAGAGGACCCCGACAGCCCCAAGGCUGAUAGUCAUUCUCUGGCCAGGAACAAAAAGGACGAGAAAAAAUCCAGCUGGCUCAGCUCAGCAGCUAACUUCCUAACAAACUCUUUCUACUGGUAGUCUCUUAGCAGUUUGUUUGCUGCCAAUUAGUAUUUCAUAUUACUUUAUUUUACUGAGUUUUACUUGUGGAAGUCUGGUGUUAUGAACUGAAUUCUGUGAGCUGUAUAAAUGACUAUGCAUAUGAGCAAUGAAUGAAUUGACAGAUGUGGUUUUACAGUUUAUUGUUUGCAAUAAAAAAAAUGAUAUUCA